AUGCUGUACGUCAUGGCCGGUGGCGGCGCUCUUGUUGUCCUCCUCGUUGCCGUUGUCAUCAUCCUUGUUGUCCGCUCGCGCCGCUCCAAGCCCGCAAGUUACAACGUUGACGACGCUGCUGUUCUCGAGAUGGUCUCCUGGAGUGGCAUGGGCGCUUCGCCGGGCACCAUGUCACUCUCAACCAUGGCGGCCCCGACUCGCCCCGCCCCGGCCCCCGACGCGACUGCUGCCCCGGCCAUGAUCCGCACUAUGCGGUACGCGUUCAGUGGCAAAGGUCCCGACGAGCUGACUUGUUCCGCUGGCGACCGGGUGGAGGUCCUCGAAGAGUACGACGACGGCUGGUGCACCGCCCGCAACUUGGCCUCGGGCAUGUCAGGUGUCGUCCCCGGUAACUAUCUCUCCUGA
Molecule: messenger RNA, 405 nt
Organism: Thecamonas trahens ATCC 50062
Lineage: Eukaryota; Apusomonadida; Apusomonadidae
Exons: 1
Coding region: 1-405 (134 amino acids)
Molecular function (GO): protein binding
Source: RefSeq, a predicted model, not a curated record